This is a messenger RNA of Rotaria sp. Silwood1, 309 nucleotides long. Lineage: Eukaryota; Metazoa; Rotifera; Eurotatoria; Philodinida; Philodinidae. The record is from the annotation of a GenBank genome assembly.
AUGGCGGCUGGAUCAACAGCUGAUGCUAGAUCUCAACCACGCCGUAAAUUAGCACUUAUAAUUGGUAUUGAUAACUAUGCAAGUGGGAAAAUAUUGAAAAAUGCAAGAAAUGACGCGCGUGACAUGUCGUCGAAGCUGGAAAGUAUUGGAUUUAUUACUAAUGGACCGAAAUUAGAUUUGACAUAUAAGCAAAUGGAGCUUACUCUGGUUGAAUUUAAACAUUCAAUAGAAGAAGGAGAUAUGGUUUUGUUUUAUUUUGCUGGGCACGGAACACAAUGGGAAGUACGUAUCGAGGGCUUUGAAUGUUAA